CACUCCUUUCGUCUCGACUAUCAUCCCCCAUCCACCACCACCCCUGCUCUUUAUCUCUCGGACAUGACUGCCAUGUACUGAUACAAGGUAAUCAGUCACUGUCACUUCACCUCGCUCGCAAAACUGCAACGCACACAGGCUUUUCGCCAUGGACUCACCAUUCUCGAGCCCGACGAAGGCCCUGAACCCCCUAUCGCCUGAGCGAAUGAACCAACAGUUCAACCCCAAUUCCCCAUUAACAUCCAACAUCUUCAACCUCAGAGGCUCACACUCGAGGGGUCUCUCAGAUGUUCAGUCCAAAGUCGCCUAUCUCAACGGUCUCUCCUCGCGAGGCAACAGUCCUGCUCAUGCUCCCGCACAACAACAAUCGGCCACCAAUUCGGCAGCUUUGCAACGCGCUAUCCUAGGACGGGAGGAGGCGGAAUCUGCUCUAGCCCACGCAAAUACAGAGCUUGCAGAAGCCCAAUCUCGUGAACGACGCAUCAGUGAACGGCUUGAAUCAUUACUGGAGGAGCUUCAGACCGCAAAGGAGCGCCAGGCUCAUGAGAGGUCGCUGUUCGAGAAGGAGAUUCGAAAAGCCCGAAAAGAAGCCUUCCGGGCCGGGUCAGCUAUUGUCAAGGUGCAGGAAGACCUAAAGCAUGCUAGGACCGAAGGCAAGGCGCUCAAAGAUGAAGUGCAGGCGGAGCGACGGGCGAAGGAGCAGGCUAAGCAGGAGGCGUUCGAGCGAGCCUAUGCUCUUGCCGGCUUGACUGAGGAGAUGGAAGUCCUCAAAGAGCAGUUACGUGUCGCGGAGGCUAAUAUCAGGUCGCGAAGCUUGAAGGCCCAAAGUCUCAAGCUUAGUCAGGAGGGCGUCGGGCGCAUGUCCCUGGCGGAAGGCGAUCUCGCUCUGUUGCUAACCCCUACCCCUCGGAGACCCAAACGAUCGGCCGAAGACUUUGUUAACUCACCUACCAUCAAUGCGACAAAACCAUCGCCUGCGCACGAUACCCCUCCUAAGCGACCGAGACUAUCCGACAUCACUCCCCGACAGGAAGUCAAGGAACCCGCCGUAUCUGAAGCACAGCAGGACAGAGUUGAGGAGCUCGAACGGAUUCUCAAACGCGAGCGUCAGCUCAGAACCGACGCGGAGGAUCUGAUCGAGUUUCUCAGAAUGGAGUGUCAAUUCAAGCGCUGUUCCUGCCGACUGACGGAGACGGAAGAGAUUGGCCACGUGCAUGAAGCAGGAACGGUCGAGGCGGCUGAACAACAGGAGCACGAGCAAGAGAUCCAACAACCCUUCGAAAACGCGAGCGGCCCAUUGAACGACGAAAUUGAAUCGCACACACCCGACGGCGAGCCAGUUGAUUUGGCUGCACAAGAGAAUGCGGAUGAGACAGUUGACGAAGACGAAGAUUUAGAGGAAGCCGAGGAAUUCGAGGAAGAGAAUGUGGAAGAUGCUGAAGACGACGACGAUGAUCCUGCAGAGGAGCCUAUCAUCACCUUUUCGCCUGCCACAGGCACGUUCCACACUAUUCCUUCGCCUGUCCGAGGAUCUCCCCGGAAGCAGCUCCAAGCGAAGGCGAUCCAUUCCCCGUUGCCAGAGGUCGAGGGCGAGAACGAAGCACCAGCAGCCACAGGUAGUCCUCUCUCAAAGUAUGCUACCCAGAGACAUGAGAUGCCAUAUGAUUCCAUUAUGGGCAGCGAAGCCUUCGUUCCAGCAUCUACUCCAGGAACUCACCGGUCAUCCAUGAUUGUUGAUGUCCCGUGGGACCCUGUUCUGCCCGUGACGCACGAUAACAGCGCCUCGCAAGGGCACGACGAUCUCAAGAAAAUCCCAGUACGAGCGGACGAGUCGGCGGCCAAUCGCUUUGCUGAUGUCCCAGGUACCCCAAUCAGCCGGGAAGAAGCCCUGGCUCAGAUACGGGCACGCAGGGGGCGGGCCAACAUGCAACGCUCUAUCAGCGCUGGUGAGAGUGCCCUGCGCUCCGGCGGAAUGGGUGUCACUCCCGUCCGAUCUGCACGGCGCAUCCCCAGUGUCAACAACCCCGAGGUCGGAAGCGAUGGCUCCAUCCGCACCCGCCGAGACAUGAGUGCGCCCAUCCGCAUGUCCUACCACUGAUUGACUCAAAACGUCUUUCGAUCCUGUCCUCCUCCUCCUUCUCCAUAUCCAUCUCCUCCAUCUCCCCACCUGCCCUCCCUCAACACUCCUGGUUAAUGACUCAACAAACUCUCUCUUGAUACCCCGGUACUCGACGUGGAAAUGGCGUUUUAUUUUGAGGAGGGAGUCACAUGAGCUUCUUUUUGUCUUUUUUCAAUCUUGAUGUUCUUCUUGUUCUUGGUACUCAUGGCGCGUCUACAAAAGAUCUUGAUGAAUCCUCCCCGCUGAACGUGUUCUCUUACUUCAAUGUCAUGAAAUUGAACUGUCCCGCCCUUCCUGCAGAAGUACAUUCAUCAAUCAUUGGUAGCUCUUCUCCGACUUUCAUUAACCCCGAUCCUCAGUUCGGGUAUUUCUUUUUGUUUCUGGUAGGGGGAGCGAUUUAUGCGCUGGCGUGCGUGGUCUGGCUCAGCUCUUCUUCUCUUGGAUAGAGUUUUUGUCACUAAGUUUUAUGCCCUUAUU
Messenger RNA from Aspergillus saccharolyticus JOP 1030-1, 2596 nucleotides. RefSeq lists its product as uncharacterized. The transcript has a single exon. Lineage: Eukaryota; Fungi; Ascomycota; Eurotiomycetes; Eurotiales; Aspergillaceae. The coding region runs from base 149 to 2098 and encodes 649 amino acids. The record is from RefSeq and is a predicted model, not a curated record.